Cydia pomonella (codling moth) is the source of this 5712-nucleotide messenger RNA. Its product is annotated as sulfotransferase 1A1-like. Gene Ontology annotation, molecular function: sulfotransferase activity. Gene Ontology annotation, cellular component: cytoplasm. NCBI's taxonomy places the organism in Eukaryota, Metazoa, Arthropoda, Insecta, Lepidoptera, Tortricidae. The coding region runs from base 1413 to 2453 and encodes 346 amino acids. Gene Ontology annotation, biological process: sulfation. The transcript is spliced from 8 exons. The record is from RefSeq and is a predicted model, not a curated record.
AUCCUCUUAUAAACUCACUUCGUUCGUUUCAUAAACCCAUACUCGUAUCUUAAUGCCUUUCAUUAUGUAGCAGUCACAUAAACUACCAUUAUGUUUGAAAGGAUAUGCCCUCAAAAUUCAUCAAAAUUAUACUCUCUAAAUCGAUUAAGAAGUAAAAUUACUCAAUCCGAUUAAGAACGUCUAUUUACUCCUAAUUUAAAAAUGUACAUAUAGGUUAAAAAUAAAAUUGAAACCACACAGGAAACGUGAUACUUGAAGCCUGUCUGCUAUGAUUGGUUUCAUUGAAUGUCAAUUUCAUUCCAAUUUUUGGUUUGAAUCAUCUGUUGCCCUUCUCUCACCUGUGGCUUAUAAACGAUUGGGAAACUUGAUACACAGUUACCUCGAGUAAAUAAAAAAAACGAGCUGUUACAUUAUUUAAUACUCAUAAUUUUUGCUCUAAUAAUAACAGUAAUUUGCACAGUCUACGACCAAAUGCUGAACCACAUACCGCAAACCUACUUUUACCAUUUCCACCGAAUUAUUUUUGUUCACUUUAGUUAUAACUAGUUAUUUAAUUAUAAAAUGACCAUACGCACUAAGCUACGGAGAUUGGUCGCUAGUUAUACGCAACGACAACCACUUCUAGUAGCUUAGAUAGAAACACGGAGUUUAGUCAUUUAUGUUUUUAACACCGAACAUCUCUGACCUCUGUCACUGUCAGUGUAUCUCAACUCAAGUCAGGUACUCAGCGGAUGGUUAUGUUAGAAUAUAAUGUAUAACUAGGUGCAAUUUGAAGUUCCGCGGUUAAAUAAUAUCCUCACCAUAAUUGUAGCCCGCCUUUAAUUCGAUGUAUUGAGCUGGAUUCCUGCAGUAAGUUUAUAUUUUAUAAGUACCAUAUAAAGAUACUAUUUAUACAGCACGAUGUUUUUAUCUCUCUCUUCAUUUGAGUAGUGUGUGUUUUUAAUAUAAUCUAUCCUGUAAUGAUCCUGUAUUAUGUAAUGUAGGUUAUUAUUUUUCUAUUUGUUUUUUUAUUAUCUCAAACUUUCCCUCAUUUACUCCGGGGUCAAACAAUGCAUAUAUUAUUUAACAUAAUAUAUAGUAUUUUUAUGUAUCAAAUCAAAUAGAUACUAGAGGUUACAUAUUCACAUAAUAUAAUUAUGGAUAUCUACAAUCAAGUUUUUCACACAUGGCUUAUACACAAAGAAAACUAACCUAAAAUUAAUCUAAAACCCGUUCUGCGCCAUAUGCGGUCACACUCACAGCGUUGAUACUUUAUAUAUUUGGCGAUAGAGGCCUGCUCGACAAGCCAUGAGCCCGAAUGGGGGUCAUUGCCGUUCUCCCUUCCUUUUUUAAAUUAUACGUUGCUUAAUAAUAUAUUUUGACCAGAUAUUGUUAUUCUGUCACAGGUAUAACAAAAUAUUCGGUGCGUCAAUAUGAGACAGUUCUUAGUGUAUGUUUUCGUAUUAUACAUAAGUAACAUAAGUGUCAGAGCUACGACGACCGACAAGGUGAAAUUUCGAGAACUGGAUCCUGUGUCUAAGGAGCUGAUUAUGAAACUAUUUAUAGGAGAUUUGGCACUUUUUGGCGACGGUGCUUAUCUUAAACCUCGAAAUUACAAGGAUGACAUCGAUGAUUUCAAGAAUGUUAAAGUGCGGCCUGAUGAUGUCUGGGUCGCCACUUUUCCUCGUUCAGGAACCACUUUGAUGCAAGAAUUAGUCUGGUUGAUAAAUAACAAUUUUGACUACGAAACUGCCAUGAAGAUAGAGUUAACAGAGAGAUAUUAUUUCCUGGAGCAUCCACGAAAUCAUAACUCCACUGUUGAAAAAAAUCAGGAAUAUGCGCGACACAUGCCAACUUUUGACAUGAUGGUGAACUCGCCUUCACGACGUUUUAUCAAGACUCAUCUGCCCUUUUCUCUUCUUCCUGGAAAUCUGCUGGACACUGCUAAACUAGUAUAUGUAGCCCGAGACCCGAGAGACGUAGCUGUGUCCUACUACCAUUAUAAGAAAAUUGUUAAGCGUGAAUAUUCAGGAGACUUUAAAACUUUUUGGAACAUGUUCACGCGUGAUUUAGUUGUACACUGUCCGUUUUUGCCGCACAUAAAAGAAGCCUGGGCACAGCGUCAUAAUCCGAAUAUGCUGUUUAUGUUUUACGAAGAAUUGAUAAAGGACUUGCCAGCUGCAGUUGAUCGCGUCGCAAAAUUUUUCGACAAAGACAUCACCAAUGAACAAAACAAGAUACUUUGCGAGCACUUAAAUAUCAAGAACUUCAGGAAGAAUACAUCCGUUAACCCCGACUGGUUGAACAAGGGCGUGGAGGAUCUCGAAAAACAAGGCUUCGUACGGAAAGGUGUGGCAGGCGACUGGCACGAGCACUUCGACGAUGAGAUGAUAGUACAGGCGCAGCUCUGGCUAUGCGAUGGCCUCAAUGGCACCGACCUGUUCUUCCCGACAAUGACCAGCUGUGACGUUUAGAAAGGUAUAACUAGUGAUCGGCACGGACGGUGACACACCACGGGUUUCCUAGUAAAAUUCUUAUUCAAAAACUUUAAAAAAAUAUUAUUUAAAAUAACACUCUAUCGAAUUACUUUUUCGAACAAAAUCGCUAUAUUUCAGUCAUCACCAUUAAUGUCCAUAUUAAGUUUGUUCGGAAUCCGGCGGUCCGUGCCGAUAACUAGUUAUAUUAUAACACUAUAAUUUAUAAGGGCUUAUGUUUUUUAACUGGUCACUAAUUGAAUAAGCUGCAACUAGCAUACUAAAAUAUUAUCUCAUUCCCAAUGUUAGAAAUAUAUGACCAAUAUGUGUUAAGAUUACAUUGUGAUUCAUAAUACACAAGUGCUACACAAUUCAUUUUAAAUAAAUAUUGACCAAUUCACAUACAACUCUUCGUUACCAUAAAUGAUGUUUACACGUUCGAAGUCAAUUAUCGAGACCAUCCACUAUGCCAAUUUAGCAUUGACGUCGUUUAAAUAAGGGACCAUUUACACGAGGAAGAAAUAUGAUUUUUUUUUAAUUCCAUUUAUUUUUCACGUUAAGAAACACAUCAACCAAAAAAAAUAUUGGAGGAGAUAAAAAUAACAAAAAAAAUGGUUGUCUAUGUCAAAUAACUUUUCUUUAAAUUUAAUUAUUGAAGUGAACCCUUUUGUACCUAGGAAACUAUGUGCAAUAUCAUCAUGUAUAUAUUAUAUAAUGUAACAUAACAACAUAACAUAACAUAACACACAUAACACACAACACACACACAACACACAUACACACACACAGGUAAAGCAAGAAGUCCUUUAUACCAUUUCUUAGACUAAGAAAUAAUUUAACUGCGGUUAUUAUUUUUGUUAUAAAGAGAAGAAGGAAUCUAAUAAAUUGCAACGCUUCCUUUCGUUUAUCUUAAUAGAAAACUCUUUAGCAAAUUGUAGCUUCUUUCAUAAUGACGAGUGGAAAUAAAAUAUUAUCGCUUUCUUUUUCAUUUGAGCAGGUUGUUGUUCUAUAUUUACUCUGCACGAAAUUGUUUUGAAAAAUUAAGUAGCCCGACAAGUAAUAAUACUUAUAUUGCGUGCGUCCCAUGAGCCCAUGACACGGGCAAGGGCAGCAUCCGCUUGGUGUACAUUUCCUUAAAGUGUCAAAAAGUCUUCUACGUGUUGGCUUCGGCUCCGCGUUCGCCUCCCAAAUGUUGAACACCAUUGUUCCGUAAUGGGAAAGACGUCUAAUAAUAUAACUUGUAAUAAAACAUGGUUGUUUUUUUCUCAAUUUUUGUUUUUACGGACCAAUUAAGUGUGUGAAAUUAUUAACAAUGAACCCAGAACUAAAUAACGUGUUAAUUUAAAACCAAUUUUUUGAAGUAUUGUAUUUGUAAAAAGUAUUUUUAUGGUUGUAAUUAAUUUAAGAUUACGGAUAUGAAGAAUGUACUAAAUUGAAUACAUUAAUACCUACUUAAAGGUUAGUAUUUAAUAAUAAGACUUAUUUUAAAUCACCUAUUAUGGUAAAUGUCGGAGUGCUCGUCACUGACCCAUUACAUGUCAUUUUAAACUUACAUCAUUAGCAAUAGAAGGGAGAAAAGAGACAUCCAUAAUAAUCCAUUGGACAUUAGUCGAACUCUGGGACGUUUCACCUGGCUCGUAUGAAAUUUAAACUUACCUACUGGUGUAUUGAAUUCAAUUGGAUAGAACUCGUUGCUAAUUUUUUUUUUUAUCUAGACGAAACCAGCAGGGUUUCGUUUUUUCCACUGUUUCACAUUGACAAACUAAAGUGCACGGUUCGAAUUUCCAAGCGGAAUACAUUUAUUUCCUUUUCGUAUUGUAACCUAUUCGGUAUAAAACUACACGUUCGCCGUUGAACUGUUUUUGGUAUGGUAUUUAGAAAACAAAAUCCAGUUCUAUUUUUACGAACUUUUAUUUAAGUGGCCGCGUUAAUCUGUGUGAGUAUAAUCUUGAAAGCUACAAGUAAAAUAAAGUGGAGUUCAACAGAAUUUUCUAAUAAUGUAAACGAACAAAUUUAAAUUUACCUUCGUUACAUCGUAAUCUAGCACUUUUUUAAGGCCAAAUGUGAUUUUAUCAACAGUUUAUAUACUUAAAUUGAUUAUUUAUAUCAAUUUUAAGUUACAAAAUAUGUUGAUAAUUAAUUAUAUCAUUGGAAAUAUCUUUAAUAAAAAUGUUAGGUUAUAUGUAAAAUACUAACAAAAUAUGUCAUAUUUGUGUACAUUUUUUCCAACUUCUUUUGAACUCCAUUUGAUCAUAAACCAACCCCGAAAUCUUCAAAACCCGAAUAUGCUUAUUUUAAGGUACCAUCACCAUUUGUUAGAUCUACACCCCAGCCUCGCAUUACACCUCUGUUCGUAAUUCUCAAUACCAGCACAGUGACAUUAGUCACUAGUCCUCUAUAUACUACUUACUUACUCCUCUGGCGCAGCGACCCAAAGUGUGUCUUAGCCUUAGCCAACACCUCCUCCUCCUCCUCCUCCUCCUCUAUAUGUUGCACUCAACCAUACUAAUAAUGACGUUAUUUUACUUUAUCCCACCCUUGACAUAUUCUCACAGAGCAACUGAAAUUCCUAGCCACAGCAGCCCGCUACCUAGAGUCAAUAUCUACACCCACUACCCACAACUGUUAAUAUUAAUUAAAUUUAGUGAUAAGCUUAGUCUUAUUAGUUUUAAGUAUGUCUGUAUCCCAUAACUUGCGUGUUUGGUUUACCUGUAAAUCUAAAUUGGUUAAUAAAUGAAAUAAAAUUAAUCUAGUUCUGAAUGAAUAUAUUUAUUCUAGACACUAACCCUCACAUUCAUAAACAUGUACUAAAGUUACGACGCCAGUAAUCAUCGUUUGUCCCUUUCCGACGUGUUGGUAUGAUGGAAAGGGACAAACGAUGAUUAGCGGCAUCGUAACUUUAGUACACGUUUAUGAAUAACGGGGCAAUUAUCCACAUACUUAGGUAGUUUCGGCAGCCAACUGUUUUCACAACUUAUUUUUCAGUCUCAUAGCGUCGAACCAAGUCAACUGUGCUUGGAAUUUGAAAUGACAAAAUAUGGCCAUGUCAUCAUUCAUAUCUCAUUUCUAUGAAAUUAUGACGUUUAUGAAAAGUGAUGAGACUCCUCACUUUUUCUGUUCAAAUCGAUGCAGUUAGCUUAGACGGACUCUAGUAAAAGUAUUAUCCACCUUCGUUUGCUAAGGCCCCGUUUUGACCUGUUCUGAUAUAAUGGUAACUACGAAACCCUACACUGAGCAUGCUCAGUGCCAUGGGCCAUGG